AACACCAUGGAGAAAAAGGACACGUAUAACAUCAUGGCGAAUAUAAAUGUCAUAAGUCGUAAGAUACAUAUAACUCAUCAAAGCAUUUUCAUUACUUUCAAGUUCGUGUUAUUUCAUUUUCGCUAUUUGAUGUCAUCAUUGUUAGUUUAAAUGACUUUUCCGAACAUUUAAACCCAUAGCAACACUUUGGUAAACUAUGAAUCGAUCAUCUAGCUAAAAUCAUCUAUAAAGUGUCUCGGCUUAGAAAUCCCUCCUAAAAUUCAAUCUAUGAACACUACUCAUGUAAAACAUCCCUGCAAGUAACAAAAAUAAUUGCCAGCAUUCUCAAGCAUUUAGAAUUGAUUGUUUUUCAAACAAGAAAUAAGAUAAUUAACAUUUGGAAUAAUCGAAGAACAAGAGGAAUCAAAAUGUCUAUUUAUAUUGAAAUUCUCUAAAAAUAUAGUUAAAGAGUUUACUAUUUUUAUAUUAUUUAUUGUUAAAGCCAAUUGGUUUUGCUUUUGUUUUUCUUUGGUCCAUUCCAAACAAAGACUUUUCAAACGCAAUUCAAAAGCAUUCAGAAGACCAAUUUUUCCUUAUUAAUCCUUCCCCUCAUCCAAAAAUCCUUCGUUCCUCUGCAAAUUCUCCCAUCUUCUUCAUCACCUAAUCAUGGAUGUCGAACAAGAAGAGAUGCAAUUUCUCGGAACCUAUGGAAUUUUCAGAGAAACCGCCAAAUUAAUUUUCACAUGGAGAAGGAUUUUCUCUCAAAUCACUCUAGCUCUGAUUCUUCCCCUCUCCUUUUUGUUCUUGGCUCACAUGGAGAUCUCCGAUCUAUUCCUACGAAAAAUCAUGUUCGACGAAUUUGUAUUGGACCAAACGCAAACCAGUACAGCCUCAUUCGAUAAACUCUCCGACAUCGUCUCAUCAGAGAAGGUAUAUUAUUUUCUAUUUCAAAUCGCGUACCUGGUUAUCUUCAUCGUCCUCUCGCUUCUCUCCACCUCCGCCGUCGUCUACACCGUCGCGUCGAUCUACACCGGCCGCGACGUCACCUACAAGCCGGUGAUGAGCGUCGUUCCUAAGGUCUGGAAACGGCUCCUCCUCACAUUCCUCUGCGUGUUCAUCUCCUUCAUCGGCUACUCAAUCGCCAGCGUCCUCGCCAUCUCCUUCCUCUUCUUCCUCAUCAUCCUCAUCUUCGGCUCAGUCGGCGCCGGCGUCAUCAUCCUUCUCUACAUCAUCCAAAUCAUAUACCUCGCCGGCGCCUUCUACCUGACGGCGAUCUGGCAGCUCUCGAACGUCGUCUCCGUUCUCGAAGAUUCAUACGGAUUCAAAGCGAUGAGCAAAAGCUACAGUCUGGUGAAAGGGAAAUUAGGGAUUUCAAUUGUUAUAAUCCUCAUUCUAAGCUUCCCACUCGGAACGGUGCGUUUUGUGUUUGGGAAUUUGGUGGUUCGAACGGAGUCGUUGGGUGUGCUUACCAAGGGUAUUUUGGGAAUUUUUUGCUUUUUAUUAUUUUUUAUUUGCUUUUUAUUGAAGCUGGUGACGGAGACGGUAUUAUAUUUCGUAUGCAAAUCAUACCAUCAUGAAAAUAUCGACAAGUCGGCCCUCUCGGAUCACCUCGAGGUCUAUCUAUUGGGAGAGUAUAUGCCGUUGAGGCCUAGAGAUGUUCAACUCGAGAAAUUUCAACUUUAAGUAUGUAAACUCGAUAUAGUUCUAUUCUUUUAUUUGUAUCGUCGUCUUUGAAUUGUACGGGAUUUUUUUUCGUUGAUGUAAACAUUUUUUUUAUCUCGACUUUCGUCGUUUCUAUUUUU
Cucurbita pepo subsp. pepo (vegetable marrow) is the source of this 1781-nucleotide messenger RNA. RefSeq lists its product as uncharacterized. The record is from RefSeq and is a predicted model, not a curated record. NCBI's taxonomy places the organism in Eukaryota, Viridiplantae, Streptophyta, Magnoliopsida, Cucurbitales, Cucurbitaceae.